AUGAUCUGUUGGAAUGUGAGAGGGCUUAAUAAACAUGCUAGAUGCCUGGAGGUUGGAGCCCACCUCAAGAAGCUACAGGUUAGUUGUCUAGCAUUACUUGAAACUCGUGUUAAGAUUAAUAAUAGUAAAAUUGUUAGGAAGAGAUUGGGGUUUGAUUGGGAGUUCAUAGAUAAUUAUGAACAUCAUAUUAAUGGAAGGAUUUGGUUGGCAUGGAAUCCUAACAUUUGGAGUAUAACCCCUAUUGAGAAAACUGAACAGUUAGUACACAGUGAUGUUUACACCAAUACUGGAAAUUUAUCACAUCACCUCAUUAUAGUGUAUGCUCAAAAUCAGAUCAAUAAUAGGAGGAGCUUGUGGCAAGACCUCGGUAGAAUCAGAUCUUGGUUCACCUGGUCAAACAAGCAGAUAGCUAACCCUAUUAGUUCCAGGAUUGAUAGGGCUCUUGUUAAUGCUGACUGGUACAGAGGUUUCCCUAAUAGUAGUGUUGAGGUGCUCAAUCCCCAUAUUUAUGACCAUGAUCCUUUGACAAUCAAGAUGUAUAGUCAUCAAACAAUAAAGAAAAUCAAGCAUAGAUUUAAAUUUCUGAAUUGUAUAGCUGGCCAUGCUGAUUAUCUUCAUGUUCUGAGGGCAAACUGGAAUCAACAUAACUUAGGUAAUCCAAUGGAGCAAUUCUGGAAGAACUUAUAUAAGUUACAAUAUAGUGUGAAAGGUUUGACUUGGCAAAUGACUGAGGGGAUCAGAAAUCUCAAGACCCUGUGCCAAAAUGUCAAGUUCUGGACUGAUGAAGUACUGAAAAAUACUGAAUUGGAAGAGAAUAUCCUGCAGCAGAAACUUAAGUGUGAUUGGAUUACUUUGGGCGAUGGUAAUAAUGCAUACUUCUAUGCAAAUCUCAAAUCUAAAAACAAACAAAUCCAAAUCAAGGAACUGGAAGAUGCUCAAGGAAAUAGGCUCACUGAGCAAAAAGACAUUGAGUUGGAGCAAGAAGGAGCUCAAUUAAAUAGGGAGCAACAAGAAAGCCUUAUUGUACCUGUGACUGAAGCUGAAAUUUGGCAAGCCAUCAAUAGUAUGGGUGAUAAUAAAGCACCAGGAUGUACAGAGCAGUGA
Vicia villosa (hairy vetch) is the source of this 1104-nucleotide messenger RNA. RefSeq lists its product as uncharacterized. The coding region runs from base 1 to 1104 and encodes 367 amino acids. The transcript is spliced from 5 exons. The record is from RefSeq and is a predicted model, not a curated record. Lineage: Eukaryota; Viridiplantae; Streptophyta; Magnoliopsida; Fabales; Fabaceae.